This is a messenger RNA of Delphinapterus leucas (beluga whale), 9491 nucleotides long. Lineage: Eukaryota; Metazoa; Chordata; Mammalia; Artiodactyla; Monodontidae. The record is from RefSeq and is a predicted model, not a curated record.
GGCUGCAGGGCCCCCCCCGGCCGGGGCGGGAGCCCGCAGUCUCGCGGGAAGGCGGCACGGCUGCUCGGCGGGGCCGCCCCUCUCCCGGGUCAGCCCUGGAGGAAGGAUGGGUUUGAGGUUGGACGCGGCGUGUCCUCUGGAAGCCAGCAGAACAAUGUGUGUGUGUGGACUCCGCUGACCCACUUGCUGGCACCUUCUACUUCUCUUUCUUUUUCUUUUCUUUUUGUUUUUUCUGUUUUUGUGGGAGAGUUCCUUCAAGUUGUGUUUGGAGCUGACGUGAGCGAGAGGCCGGUCAUGUGCUCGGGUGCCUGGGACAGGGUGGCCCUCGAGCAGAUGACGAAGACUGGCUUAUAAUCCUUGGAGACCAUUGAGAGGGAGCUUACAGGGGCCCACGAGCCCCCCUGGACGCCCACCACCAUGUCGGGGUCCACGCAGCCCGUGGCACAGACGUGGAGGGCCACCGAGCCCCGUUACCCGCCCCACGGCGUUUCCUACCCCGUGCAGAUCGCCCGGCCACACACGGACGUCGGGCUGCUUGAGUACCAGCACCACCCCCGUGACUACACCUCACACCUGUCGCCUGGCUCCAUCAUCCAGCCCCAGCGGAGGAGGCCCUCCCUGCUGUCCGAAUUUCAGCCCGGGAAUGAAAGGUCCCAGGAACUUCACCUGCGACCCGAGUCGCACUCAUACCUGCCUGAGCUGGGCAAGUCGGAGAUGGAAUUCCUGGAGAGCAAGCGCCCUCGCCUGGAGCUGCUGCCUGACCCCCUGCUGCGGCCCUCGCCCCUGUUGGCCGCUGGCCAGCCAGGGGGCUCCGAGGACCUGUCCAAGGACCGCAGCCUGACAGGCAAGCUGGAGCCGGUGUCUCCUCCCAGUCCCCCACAUGCUGACCCUGAGUUGGAGCUGGUACCUCCACGGCUCUCCAAGGAGGAGCUGAUCCAGAAUAUGGAUCGGGUGGACCGCGAGAUCACCAUGGUAGAGCAGCAGAUCUCCAAGCUGAAGAAGAAGCAGCAACAGCUGGAGGAGGAGGCCGCCAAGCCACCGGAGCCCGAGAAGCCCGUGUCGCCACCACCCAUCGAGUCGAAGCAUCGCAGUCUGGUGCAGAUCAUCUACGACGAGAACCGGAAGAAGGCCGAGGCUGCACAUCGGAUUCUGGAAGGCCUGGGGCCCCAGGUGGAGCUGCCAUUGUACAACCAGCCCUCCGACACCAGGCAAUAUCAUGAGAACAUCAAAAUAAACCAGGCCAUGCGGAAAAAGUUAAUCUUGUACUUCAAGAGGAGGAAUCACGCCCGGAAACAAUGGGUAAGUCAUCACCUCGUCCCCCACCCCUGGAAUCUGUUCUGCUGCCCCCUCCCCUCCACGGACCAGGCUUCCUUGAGAGCCGAGACCGUCCAGGCCACUCAGGCCACACCCACCGGGAUCCCUGGGUUCUGCAGCUCAUUCCUGCGUGGCCAGGUUGUGAAGAAAAGCCAAGGGCAACCUCGGCUGGGCCCUUGGAGAAGGGAUACAUUUCUGGCCCACACGCUGGGCGACUGGGAAGCUGCCUGGGGGCUCCAUGCCCUCCCCUGGACCCCUGGGCUCGGGGCUAUCUCUGUGGGUGUGAGGCCUGGCCCCUCCUCACUGCGCACACGCCGCCUCUGGGGAACCUGUGGGCUCGGGUCUGUGCCGCUGUGCCGGCCGCGUGUCCCUGGCUGCCGAGGGGUCGAUCCUGAGCGUGUCCCUUUGGUCUCCAGCAGGGUGGGCCAGCGGGGCAGCGGGCUCUCCAUGUCAGCCGCCCGCAGCGAGCACGAGGUGUCCGAGAUCAUCGAUGGCCUCUCGGAGCAGGAGAACCUGGAGAAGCAGAUGCGCCAGCUGGCCGUGAUCCCACCGAUGCUGUACGACGCCGACCAGCAGCGAAUCAAGUUCAUCAACAUGAACGGGCUCAUGGACGACCCCAUGAAGGUGUACAAAGACCGCCAGGUCAUGAACUUGUGGAGCGAGCAGGAGAAGGAGACCUUCCGGGAGAAAUUCAUGCAGCACCCCAAGAACUUCGGCCUGAUCGCAUCGUUCCUGGAGAGGAAGACGGUGGCUGAGUGUGUCCUCUAUUACUACCUGACCAAGAAGAAUGAGAACUACAAGAGCCUGGUGAGGCGCAGCUACCGGCGCCGCGGCAAGGGCCAGACCCUCGAUGACCCGAGAGGGCAAGGCCACCCUGGCGUCCUCUGUGCUGCUGCCUGGCCCUGCCGUGGCUGGGACACGUGUUGGCCAUUUGGAGUGUCAGGAUGCCCUUCUUGUUUAAGAGAGGAUGCCACCCACUUUCCAGAAGCUUCCCCGUAUUCUGACAGAGGGAGACGCAGGAAUUCUAGCCCCCUCACGCCCACCCCCUGCCAGCCGUGCACACCUGGGCUUCGGCAGGAGGGGGCCGAGCCCUCACCUCCUGGACCCCAGCCCCCGAGAUCCGGCUGUGAGUGGCUGCAGCAGCAGAUGCCCCGCAGCGGCCAGGAGGAGAAGGAGGACAAGGAGAAGGAGAAGGAGGCCGAGAAGGAGGACGAGAAGCCGGACGUGGAGGAUGGCAAGGAGGAGCUGAUCAAGGAGAAGACAGAUGACACCUCUGGGGAAGACAACGAUGAGAAGGAGGCAGUGGCCUCCAAAGGCCGCAAAACCGCCAACAGCCAGGGAAGACGCAAAGGCCGCAUCACCCGCUCAAUGGCCAAUGAGGCCAACAGCGAGGAGGCCAUCACCCCGCAGCAGAGCGCCGAGCUGGCUUCCAUGGAGAUGAACGAGAGUUCUCGCUGGACCGAAGAAGAGAUGGAAACAGCCAAGAAAGGUCUCCUGGAACACGGCCGGAACUGGUCGGCCAUCGCCCGGAUGGUGGGCUCCAAGACGGUGUCCCAGUGUAAGAACUUCUACUUCAACUACAAGAAGAGGCAGAACCUGGAUGAGAUCCUGCAGCAGCACAAGCUGAAGAUGGAGAAGGAGAGGAACGCGCGGAGGAAGAAGAAGAAAGCACCAGCUGCUGCCAGUGAGGAGGUGGCCUUCCCGCCCGUGGUGGAGGAUGAGGAGAUGGAGGCGUCAGGCGUGAGCGGGAACGAGGAGGAGAUGGCGGAGGAGGCAGAAGCCUUACACGCCUCUGGGAACGAGGUACCCAGAGGGGAAUGCAGUGGCCCAGCCACCGUCAACAACAGCUCUGACACCGAGAGCAUCCCGUCACCCCGCACCGAGGCCGCCAAGGACACCGCGCAGAGCGGGCCCAAGCCCCCGCCCACCCCGGGCACCGAUGCGCCACCUCCUGAGCCCCCCAGCCCGCCUCCUGAGGAUGCCCCAGCCCCCAGCGAGCCCGCCCCGGCCCCCGAAGCCGCCUGCCCACCCAUGACCCCGCCGGCGCCCGCCUCGCCUGCCGCGGCCCCUGCUGUGGUCCCCAAGGAGGAGAAGGAGGAAGAGGCCGCAGCCGCCCCCUCGGCUGAAGAGGGAGAGGAGCAGAAGCCCCCUGCGGCCCAAGAGUUGGCAGCCGACGUGGGCAAGACAGAGGAGCCCGGCGAGGUGCCCCCCUCGGAGCCCAUCAAGAGCGAGCGCGAGGAGGAGGCCGCCGAGGAGGGGCCCGACAAGGUCAAGGGGGGCGUGGAGGCCACAGCCGAGGCCACACCCGAGGGGGCGCCCAAGGUGGAGAAGAAGGAAGGCGGCGGCCCUGGGGGCAAAGGCCCCGCGGCCAAGGGCUCGGGCGCCCCCCAGGACAGCGACUCCAGCGCCACCUGCAGUGCCGACGAGGUCGACGAGCCCGAGGGCGGCGACAAGAACAGGCUCCUGUCGCCACGGCCCAGCCUCCUCACUGCGACCAGCGACGCCAGGACCAACGCCUCGCCCCAGAAGCCGCUGGACCUGAAGCAGCUGAAGCAGCGGGCGGCCGCCAUCCCCCCGAUUCAGGUCACCAAAGCCCACGAGCCCCCCCGGGAGGACGCGGCGCCCCCUGUUCCUCCGCCACCACAGCACGUGCAGCCGGAGAGCGACAGCCCCCAGCAGCCCAGCAGCAGCCCUCGAGGCAAGAGCAGGAGCCCUGUGCCCCCUGCUGAGAAGGAGGAGAAGCCCGUGUUCUUCCCGGCCUUUGCGGCUGAGGGCCAGAAGCUGCCCACGGAUCCCUCGUGUUGGACGUCAGGCCUGCCCUUCCCCGUGCCCCCUCGCGAGGUGAUCAAGGCCUCUCCGCACGCCCCUGACCCCUUGGCCUUCUCUUACGCCCCGCCUGGUCACCCGCUGCCCCUGGGCCUCCAUGACAGCGCCCGGCCCGUCCUACCACGCCCACCCACCAUCUCCAACCCGCCGCCCCUCAUCUCCUCCACCAAGCACCCCAGCGUCCUUGAGAGGCAAACGGGUGCCCUCUCCCAGGGAAUGUCUGUGCAGCUCCACGUCCCGUACUCAGAGCAUGCCAAGGCCCCCGUGGGCCCCAUCACCAUGGGGCUGCCCCUCACCAUGGACCCCAAGAAGCUGGCGCCCUUCAGCGGAGUGAAGCAGGAACAGCUGUCCCCACGGGGCCAGGCUGGGCCACCGGAGAGCCUGGGGGUGCCUGCGGCUCAGGAGACGUCCGUGCUGAGAGGGACGUCUCUGGGCUCGGUUCCAGGAGGAAGCAUCACCAAGGGCAUCCCCAGCGCGCGGGUGCCUUCCGAGAGCCCCAUCACGUACCGUGGCUCCAUCACCCAUGGCACUCCAGCCGACGUCCUGUACAAGGGCACCAUCACCAGGAUCAUCGGUGAGGACAGCCCAAGCCGCCUGGACCGCAGCCGGGAGGACGGCCUGCCCAAGGGCCACGUCAUCUACGAGGGCAAGAAGGGCCACGUGCUGUCCUACGAGGGUGGCAUGUCCGUGUCCCAGUGCUCCAAGGAGGACGGCAGGAGCAGCUCAGGACCUCCCCACGAGACGGCCGCCCCCAAGCGCACCUAUGACAUGAUGGAGGGCCGUGUCAGCAGGGCCAUCUCCUCAGCCAGCAUCGAAGGUCUCAUGGGCCGCGCCAUCCCGCCUGAGCGACACAGCCCCCACCAUCUCAAAGAACAGCACCACGUCCGAGGCUCCAUCACGCAAGGGAUCCCACGAUCCUACGUGGAGGCCCAGGAAGACUACCAGCGUCGGGAGGCCAAGCUCCUGAAGCGUGAGGGCACGCCGCCCCCGCCCCCCCCGCCCCCACGGGACCUGGCCGAGGCCUACAAGGCCCGGCCCUUGGAGGCCCUGGGCCCCCUGAAGCUGAAGCCAGCCCACGAGGGCCUGGUGGCGACAGUGAAGGAGGCCGGCCGCUCCAUCCAUGAGAUUCCACGGGAGGAGCUGCGGCGGACGCCUGACCUGCCCCUGGCCCCGCGGCCGCUCAAGGAGGGCUCCAUCACGCAGGGCACCCCGCUCAAGUAUGACACCAGCACGUCCUCCACCGGCUCCAAAAAGCACGACGUGCGCUCCAUCAUCGGCAGCCCCGGCCGGACGUUCCCGGCGGUGCACCCGUUGGACGUGAUGGCCGACACCCGGGCGCUGGAGCGCGCCUGCUACGAGGAGAGUCUGAAGAGCCGGCCGGGCGCUGUCAGCAGCUCGGGGGGCUCCAUCACCCGGGGGGCCCCGGUCAUCGUGCCUGAGCUGGGCAAGCCACGGCAUAGCCCCCUGACCUACGAGGACCACGCGGCGCCCUUCGCCAGCCACCUACCCCGCGGAUCACCGGUGACCACACGGGAGCCAACCCCGCGCCUGCAGGAGGGCAGCCUCUCGUCCAGCAAGGCGUCCCAGGAUCGGAAGCUGACGUCCACGCCCCGUGAGAUUGCCAAGUCCCCUCACGGCACCGUGCCUGAGCAUCACCCCCACCCCAUGUCGCCCUACGAGCACCUGCUCCGGGGUGUGAGUGGCGUGGACCUGUACCGCGGCCACAUCCCGCUGGCCUUCGACCCCACCUCCAUACCCCGUGGGAUCCCUCUGGAUGCAGCCGCUGCCUAUUACCUGCCCCGGCACCUGGCCCCCAACCCCACCUACCCACACCUGUACCCGCCUUACCUCAUCCGCGGCUACCCCGACACGGCGGCGCUGGAGAACCGCCAGACAAUCAUCAACGACUACAUCACGUCACAGCAGAUGCACCACAACGCGGCCGCCGCCAUGGCCCAGCGAGCUGACGUGCUGAGGGGCCUGGCGCCCCGCGAGUCCUCGCUGGCGCUCAACUACGCCGCCGGCCCGCGAGGCAUCAUCGACCUGUCCCAAGUGCCACACCUGCCUGUGCUGGUGCCCCCGACACCAGGCACUCCAGCCACCGCCAUGGACCGCCUAGCCUACCUCCCCACGGCACCGCAGCACUUCAGCAGCCGGCUCAGCAGCUCCCCGCUCUCCCCAGGAGGCCCCACCCACUUGACAAAACCCACGGCCACGUCCUCGUCCGAGAGGGAGCGGGAACGGGAGAAGUCCAUCCUCGCGUCUACCACCACGGUGGAGCACGCGCCCAUCUGGAGGCCCGGUACGGAGCAGAGCGGCGGCGGCGGAGGCGGUGGCGGCGGCGGCGGCGGCGGCGGCGGCGGCGGUGGGGGUGGGAGCAGCGGCAGCCGCCCCGCCUCCCACUCCCACCAGCACUCGCCCAUCUCACCCCGGACCCAGGACGCCAUCCAGCAGAGGCCCAGCGUGCUGCACAACACGGGCAUGAAGAGCAUUAUCACCUCCGUGGAGCCCAGCACGCCCACGGUCCUGAGGUCCACCUCCACCUCCUCGCCUGUCCGCCCGGCCGCCACAUUCCCACCCGCCACCCACUGCCCACUGGGUGGCACCCUCGACGGGGUCUACCCCACCCUCCUGGAGCCUGUCUUGCUGCCUAAGGAGGCCCCGCGGGUCACCCGGCCCGAGCGGCCCCGAGCAGACGCCGGCCACACCUUCCUCGCCAAGCCCCCAGCCCGCGCGGGGCUGGAGCCCGCGUCCUCCCCCGGCAAGGGCUCCGAGCCCCGGCCCCUGGCGCCGCCUGGCUCCGGCCACGCAGCCAUCGCCCGCGCCCCGGCGAAGGGCAUCACGCCCCACCACGCCAGCCCGGACCAGCCAGCGCCGCCCGCCUCGGCCUCGGACCUGCACCGGGAAAAGACUCAAAGUAAACCCUUUUCCAUCCAGGAAUUGGAACUCCGUUCUCUGGGUUACCACGGCGGCGGCUACAGCCCUGAUGGGGUGGAGCCCGUCAGCCCCGUGAGCUCACCCAGCCUGACCCAUGACAAGGGGCUCCCCAAGCACCUGGAGGAACUCGACAAGAGCCACCUGGAAGGGGACCUGCGGCACAAGCAGCCAGGCCCGGGGAAGCUCAGCGGCGAGGCUGCACACCUCCCACACCUGCGGCCGCUGCCCGAGAGCCAGCCCUCGUCCAGCCCGCUGCUCCAGACCACCCCAGGGGUCAAAGGUCACCAGCGGGUGGUCACGCUGGCACAGCACAUCAGUGAGGUCAUCACGCAGGACUACACGCGGCACCACCCACAGCAGCUCAGUGCGCCCCUCCCUGCCCCCCUGUACUCCUUCCCUGGAGCCAGCUGCCCCGUCCUGGACCUUCGCCGCCCACCCAGCGACCUCUACCUCCCAGCCCCGGACCAUGGCGCCCCGGCCCGUGGCUCACCCCACAGUGAAGGGGGCAAGAGGUCUCCAGAGCCAAGCAAGACGUCAGCCUUGGGCAGCAGUGAGGAUGGUAUAGAACCUGUGUCCCCGCCGGAGGGCAUGGCAGAGCCCGGGCAUCCCCGGAGCACCGUGUACCCGCUGCUGUACCGGCACGGGGAGCAGGUGGAGCCCAGCAGGAUGGGCUCCAAAUCCCCAGGCAACACCAGCCAGCCGCCGGCCUUCUUCAGCAAGCUGACCGAGAGCAACUCGGCCAUGGUCAAAUCUAAGAAACAGGAGAUCAACAAGAAGCUGAACACCCACAACCGGAACGAGCCAGAAUACAAUAUUGGCCAGCCCGGGACGGAGAUCUUCAACAUGCCCGCCAUCACCGGAGCAGGCCUCAUGACCUGCAGAAGCCAGGCGGUGCAGGAACAUGCCAGCACCAACAUGGGGCUGGAGGCCAUUAUUAGAAAGGCGCUCAUGGGUAAAUAUGAUCAGUGGGAGGAGCACCCGCUCAGCGCCAAUGCUUUUAACCCUCUGAAUGCCAGUGCCAGCCUGCCCGCUGCUAUGCCCGUAACCGCUGCUGACGGACGGAGGGAACACGCGCUCACCUCGCCAGGUGGUGGCGGGAAGGCCAAAGUCUCUGGCAGACCCAGCAGCCGAAAAGCCAAGUCCCCGGCCCCAGGCCUGGCGUCUGGGGACCGGCCACCCUCCGUCUCCUCAGUGCAUUCGGAGGGAGACUGCAACCGCCGGACCCCACUCACCAACCGCGUGUGGGAGGACCGGCCCUCGUCUGCAGGGUCCACACCGUUCCCCUACAACCCCCUGAUCAUGCGGCUGCAGGCGGGGGUCAUGGCCUCCCCGCCCCCGCCUGGCCUCCCCGCGGGCAGCGGGCCCCUGGCUGGCCCCCAUCACGCCUGGGACGAGGAGCCCAAGCCGCUGCUCUGCUCGCAGUACGAGACGCUCUCCGACAGCGAGUGAGGCUCAGAACGGGGUGGGCCGGCGAGCGGCCGGAGCAGCGGGCGGCUGCCGACUCCGCCCACCGAGGAAGGAGCCCCUGAGUCUGCCUGUGCGCCCGCCUGUCCGUCCGUCCGUCCAGAGCCGGCAUCCUUGCCUGUCUAAAGCCUUAACUACGACUCCCGCCCCGGCUGGCCCUGUGCAGUGACCUUACUCAGGGGAUGUUUACCUGGUGCUCGGGAGGGGAGGGGCCGGGGAGGGGGCACGGCAGGCGUGUGGCGGCCACACGCACACAGCCGGGGCGGCCAGGGACCCAAAGCAGGACGACCACGCACCUCCCACGCCACUGCCUCCCCACCUAACGCAUUUGGAACCAAAGUCUAAACUGAGCUAGCAGCCCCCGCACCCGCCCUCUGUCCCCAUCCCGCUUAGCACUCUGGACAGACGGACACAGGCCCUGUCCAGGCCCCAGCGCUCUUGUCCCAGUCCCCACGGGCUGCCCCAGCCGACGAGACCGCUGGAAACCAAGUCAGGCCAGAUGGGCGGGCGACGGGGCCGGGUGCGGCCUGGGGUGAGCGGCUGCUCCGAGGAACUGGACUGUUUUUCAUACAUCGUUGCCGCAGCGGUGGGAAGGAAAGGCAGGUGUAAAUGAUAUAUUGGUUUACAGGGUAUAUUUUUGAUACCUUCAAUGAAUUAAUUCAGAUGUUUUAAGCAAGGAAGGACUUACCCAGUAUUAUUGCUGCUGUGCUUUCGAUCUCUGCUUACUGUUCAAGAGGCGUACGCAGGUCAACAGUCGGUGACCCCGUAGUCCGCAGGACCGAGGUGGGGCAGGGGCUGCCAGCUCUCGAGCCCCCCUGCGUCCUCCCUCCCUUCCUUCCUUGGGCAGAAUGAAUUUGAAGGGGAUUCUGUGACCGCCAUCUGCGCACGGCGGUGGCGUCCUGUCAUUUACACACGUUCUUCUCAUUAAAAAGCGAAUUAUACUCCACUUA